Nestor notabilis (Kea) is the source of this 447-nucleotide messenger RNA. Its product is annotated as fibroblast growth factor 5-like. The record is from RefSeq and is a predicted model, not a curated record. Bases 76 to 447 code for a protein of 123 amino acids. The transcript has 2 exons. Gene Ontology annotation, molecular function: fibroblast growth factor receptor binding; growth factor activity. Gene Ontology annotation, cellular component: cytoplasm. Lineage: Eukaryota; Metazoa; Chordata; Aves; Psittaciformes; Psittacidae. Gene Ontology annotation, biological process: positive regulation of gene expression; animal organ morphogenesis; positive regulation of protein phosphorylation.
GGUAUUUUGGAAAUAUUUGCUGUGUCUCAGGGGAUUGUAGGAAUACGAGGAGUUUUCAGCAACAAAUUUUUAGCGAUGUCAAAAAAAGGAAAACUCCAUGCAAGUGCCCAGUUCACAGCAGACUGCCAGUUUCGGGAGCGCUUCCAGGAGAACAGCUACAACACGUAUGCCUCGGCUGUGCACCGCAGCCCGCGCUCAGGGCGACAGUGGUACGUGGCCCUCAACAAGCGGGGCAAAGCCAAGCGCGGCUGCAGUCCCCGUGCUCGGCCCCAGCAUGUCUCCACGCACUUCCUACCCCGCUUCUGGCAGCCCCAGCCCCCUGAGCUCGCCUUCACCGUCACCCUCCCCGAGAAAAAGCUCCUGCCACCAAAACCGAAGGUUGCCCCAUCCCCACCUCGGAAAAACCUUGGACCCAUCAAGUACCGUCUGAAGUUCCGCUUCGGAUAG